Anopheles bellator is the source of this 3000-nucleotide messenger RNA. RefSeq names its product serine/threonine-protein kinase meng-po. Lineage: Eukaryota; Metazoa; Arthropoda; Insecta; Diptera; Culicidae. The transcript is spliced from 5 exons. Gene Ontology annotation, molecular function: protein serine/threonine kinase activity; ATP binding. The record is from RefSeq and is a predicted model, not a curated record. Gene Ontology annotation, biological process: peptidyl-serine phosphorylation; peptidyl-threonine phosphorylation. Bases 911 to 2683 code for a protein of 590 amino acids.
CGGACCGGUUGGAUCGGUGGUGAAUCGGAGUCCAUCUUAGCACCAGCACCCGGAACUGCUGCAAUAACUGCAGACUCUGCGAUCGAUCGUCAUCCCCAGGCAGGCCCAGGCUAGUGCACUGAAAGAAGGGCCCGUUCGUGCGAACUACGUUGUGUAAAAUUCGAGUGAUUUAUAAAUUUAGAAUAUCAUCAGCUCGGGCACGCUCGAGGACCGCGGCGACGGUGACGCCGCGACACCAGCUCUGCGGGCCUUAGGCAGAGGGCCUCUGGUUGAUCUGGUGGUUAAAUGUGAAAGCGAUACCGACCGAUACACUCUGCCUUCGACGACAUCGACUGGCUGCAGGGAAAUUCGCGGAAAACGGCGCUUUAAUUGUGCAUUGUGCGAUUGCGUUCGUUGGUUCGUGGUGCUCUUGGUGCUCUUUGUUCACCGCGCAUACCACUCGGCUGUGUCGCCGUGGCCACACCCGGAUGCCACACCAGUGCACACCGUAUGCAGUAUGGCUUCUAACCGAUUCGAGUGUUGCAAAAAGUAUUGUGUCGGCGAAAGCAAUGGUUGUCCGUGAGUGCACGAUCACGGGAAGAAAGUGAUCGCGGCCGAAUCCGGUGAAAAUUAUCGAAUAGAAAAGAAUUCCCCAGAGAGCGCAUGAUCGAUGGGCACCACCUCCUAAGCGUGGGACCGUGAUUUCAACUACGAAGCAGAACUUGUGACAUACUUUACAAUCGGGGAUACACUGAACUUUCCACUCUCGGAUACUCGACAUAGGCCGGUGGGGCGACGGUGAUGUUGUUGAUGUCGGACGCAACCCAAGGCUUGCCGAGUACGACAACAAUCACGCGGAGCAAAUGACCGGAACUGAUACGGAAGAAAAACAUUAAGCAAAACCCUGUUCUAGUCUAAUCUGGUGGGAGCGAUGUCUUCGGCCAAGAAGUCAACCAGCACCAUCCACAAGAUCCGCGAGUUCGAGCUGGACAAGGUGGUGCUGUCGGAUGAGUUCGACAUCCUGCAGAUCGUCGGCGAGGGCUGGUUCGGCAAGAUACUGCUGGUCGAGCACCGGGCCACCGACACGGAGAUGGUGCUGAAGCUGCUGCCGAAGCCGUUCGUAUCGCUGACGGACUUCUACAAAGAGUUCCACUUCAGUCUGCUACUGGGGCAGCACAAAAACAUUGUGACCACGUACGAUGUGGCGUUCGAAACGGCCGGCUUCUAUGUCUUCACGCAGGAGUACGCACCGCUAGGGGACCUCACGUCGAACGUGUCCGACAGUGGCAUCGGGGAGCUACACACCAAGCGCGUGGCGAGGCAGCUCGCUUCGGCCAUCGAUUACAUUCACCAAAAAGAGCUGAUACACAGGGACAUCAAGCUGGACAAUGUGCUCGUGUUUCGGUCGGACUUUGCGCGCAUCAAGCUGUGCGACUUUGGGGAAUCGCGCCGACUCGGCGAAGAGGUCCUGCGGCGGAACGAGUGGCUACCGUACAGCCCGCCGGAAGUGUUGCUGGUCAAAACGGAUGAUAAAUACAAGACUGAUACGGCCCACGAUGUGUGGCAGUUUGGGAUCGUGUGCUUCGUAUGUCUGACCGGGUGCCUGCCGUGGCAGAAGGCGUCCAACGACGAUCCGCGGUACAACCGGUACCAACAGUGGCACCAGGCGACGCUCACCUUCCCGAUGAAGCGCUGCCCGAAGCUGUUCAAGCUGCUGUCGGCGAGGGCGUGCAAGCUGUUCAAAAAGUUUCUGGACCCCCGGUCCGAGCGGCGCCUCAAGACGCUCAGUGACCUACAGAAGUACCUGGACGAUCGGUGGCUCGGCAAGACGGCGGAACGGGAGAUGGCCGAGAACGAGCCGGACGAGCUGUGCCCGUCGAUGUACUCGUUCCACAGCAGCGUCGAGGAGAAGAACAAACUGCUGGGGACACUGGCCCAGUGCGGCAUCGAAACGACGGUGGAUCGGGCGGCCAAGAAGAACCGGAUCCGCGACUGGAUCCAGUCGUCGGUGAUCGCCGAAGAGGAGGAGGAAGAUGAUUCCGGCACUGCGACACCCUCGUCGACCGUGUCCCGGACCGCCGUGCCCGGGCACGUAUCAUCGGUGGCGGCCCUGGAGAAGGCUGAGAAGAAGAUCAACUCGACCGUGAAGGAAGCGUCCCACAAGCACAUCGAUCCGCGCACCGGCAACGUCCAGAUCGGACCGAGCGAGAUGGGAUCGGUGAGUGGGGCUGACGGCAACAACAACAAUGGUCCGGUUCCCAACAUUAACGGCCACUCGGCACCGCCGGCCGGCGGCCGUCACAGUCUCCUCCAAGCCACGCACGGCCUGGUGCGGGUGGCAUUUAGCUCGGUGGCCGCCGUGACGGUGCCGGAAGCAAACCGGAACGGGGCGCUCGGCAAGAACGGCACCAGCCGGGUGCUGGACAGUGGCUACGGUAGCUCGAACGGCGGCGGAGGCACGAAGCCGACCGGCAGGAAGCUCACCAAAUCGCCGACCCUCCAGAAGCGGUCCAACCUGAUCCGCUCGGAAAGUGCCCCGCACGAGGAGCAGGAGGAGCCGGACGAGCGCGACAGCCAGAGUCUGGAGUUUGACGAGCUGGAGACGGACCGGGGCUCGAACGGGUUCCUGAACGCGCCGGAGAAGCGGGCGGCCGACAAGAAACCGGAAAGCACCUACGACAAGCUGUUCUUCCGACGGAAAUGAUCCUUGGAUCCUUGGGGCCUCUAGUUCCCCAACCCACCACGUGCUCGGCAAUCGCGGCGUUGAUCGCUUGUGGUUUGGUUUCACUUAUUCACACCGAUGCACCGAUGAGUGAUGUUUUUGAGGUUGGCACCACCGUAGAGCAGUAGAGCAACUCUGAACUCUGCACCAGCGCCAGCGCUGUGAUUGCCGCGUCCUCCCAAAACUUGAGCCUGGUCUUUUCCCUAGCUUGGUCAUUGGUCUUUUCUCAACCCAAGCCGGCAGAGGCGGCCGAAGCGGCGCACCGGACCAUGCGAACGAUUGUGGACCAUAAACUUGUU